AACUUUUUAUAUGACAUGGUUUAUAUACUGUUUUUUUUCUGCUUAGGGUCAGUGAAAACUGUUCUAAGUGAUCAACGAAAGCAAAUGCUCCAAAAAUACAAAGAAGAAAAACAACUUCAAAAAUUGAAAGAGCAGAGAGAGAAAGCUAAAAGAGGAGUUUUUAGAAUGGGUCUUUAUAGACCUGAUAUGCCUUACUUUCUUUUAUCAAAUGAGAAUACUAUGAAAACUGAGCCAAAAAAGGCUGUUUCAUUUUCUGUACGGAUUACAAGGUCAAAGGCCAAAAACCAAAUGGAGCGGAUUGAGAUUGAUAAUAGGAAUGAUAUUCGAGCAAUCCCACCUGGUCAAAGACAAACUUCUGAAAAGAAAGUGUUGGACCAAGAAAAAAAAGCUGGUCAGCCUGUAAUACCUACGUCUGUGAGAAUGACUCGAUCGGCUACUCAAGCAGCAAAGCAAAUUGCCAGACCAGUCUCAUCCACUACAGGAAGAAAACCAGUCACAAGAGCUACCAAUGAUAAUGAAGCAGAAAGAAAGGCACCAAAUCAAGGAAGACCUGCCAAAAAGUUAGAAGCAAAGCCUGACAAGGUCAUUUCAUUUAAAGUUGAUAGUGAAGAAAAUACUUUACAUUCUCAAACCAGUACAAUAAAUGGAAUGGAUCCAAAUGGAGUCUUAUCAAAAAUGGAAAACUUACCUAAGACAAAUACCGCAAAAAUGAAAGGAAAGAAUUCCUUUGCUCCUAAAGAUUUUAUGUUUCAGCCAGUGGAUGGUCUGGAAACCUAUCAAGUAACACCUAUGACUCCCAGAAGUGCUGAUGCUUUCUUGACACCCAGUUAUACCUGGACCCCUUUAAAAACAGAAGUUGAUAAAACUCAAGAAGCAAUAAAAGACAUUGUGGCACAAAAAUGUAAAGCUUACUCUACCAAGACAGUACAUCAAGAUUCAGAUAAACUGCAGUGUCCUUUGGGUUCUCUAACAAUUUGGGAUAAAGAACAUGUCUUAAGUAAAAAUGAAACUACUAAUGAAAAUUCAAAUGACCUUCCAAAAAAAGAAGUCCUAUCACUUGGAAUCAAUAAAGAUCAGCUAUCUCAGCCACAACAUGAUGUGCCAUAUUUCAGAAAUAUACUCCAGUCAGAAACUGAGAAAUUAACUUCACACUGCCUUGAGUGGGACAGGAAGCUUGAAUUGGACAUUCCAGAUGAUGCUAAAGAUCUUAUUCGCACAGCAGUUGGUCAAACAAGACUCCUUAUGAAAGAGAGGUUCAAACAGUUUGUAGGACUGGUGGACAAUUGUGAAUAUAAACGAGGUGAAAAGGAGACUACAUGUACAGAUCUGGAUGGAUUUUGGGAUAUGAUUAGUUUUCAGGUAGAAGAUGUAAACCAAAAAUUCAACAAUCUGACCAAACUUGAGGAAUCUGGAUGGCAAAACCAUAAUAAUACAAACAAAAAAGUCUUUCGGAAAAAAGUUGUCUCAGGUAUAGCAAGUAAACCCAAACAGGACGAUGAUGGAAGGAUUGCAGCUAGAAAUCGUCUAGCUGCCAUAAAAAGCGCAAUGAGAGAAAGAAUUAAGCAGGGAGAACAUGCCGAGGCAGCAGCCUCUGUAAUGCCAAAGGAAGUUGAUAAAAUAGUGUUUGAUGCUGGAUUUUUCAGGGUUGAAAGUCCUGUUAAAUCAUUCUCAGGACUCUCUGUCUCUUCUGAACAUCUUUCUCAAACAUUUAGAACACCUAAGUCUGUCAGCAAAGCUGUGUCUGAGAGCAGGGCUGAGAUGGGCCCUUUAAGACAAACUGUGUCACCACAGAAUCCUGAUCCUCAGGGUACUGAAAGUGAACAGGUUGAUAAGAAGACUUUGCUUUCAAAUAUUCCUGGAAGGAGGAACACCAUAGUAGAAGAUGCUCAGUGUUCUUUAUCACAAGAUGUAAUCAAAGUAAAUCAUAAUGCAUGUAAGAUAAACUUUGAGAUUGGUUGUUUACCCAGUAAAAUGAGUUUGCAUCUACUUGCUGCUGAAGUGGCAGAGGAUAUUACUGCUAACAAAAAGGAAGAAAUUUCAGAUGUUGUGGAAGGAAUGGAAUUAAAUUCUUCAUUUACAGCACAGGAUAUUCUGAUGAAAAGUCCUGAAAAAAAUAUACCAUCACAAAAUAUCUCACAGGAAGAAGAAACUAUAAUUUCUCAGUCAGUACCAUUUGAUAAUAAAAGUCUCACAACUGAAUGCCAUCUUCUUGAUUCAGUAAGUUUCCAACUUAAUUUGGAAAGUUCCUUCAUAUUUUAG
Manis javanica (Malayan pangolin) is the source of this 2259-nucleotide messenger RNA. The record is from RefSeq and is a predicted model, not a curated record. Lineage: Eukaryota; Metazoa; Chordata; Mammalia; Pholidota; Manidae.